CAUUUCUGGAGGUGCCUUACGAGAUGGAACUGCACAUCUGACCGCGUGCAGGAGAGCAGCUCGGCAGAAAUGGAAACCGUGGUGAUAGUUGCCAUCGGCGUGCUGGCUACUAUCUUCCUGGCGUCCUUCGUGGCGCUUGUGGUGGUUUGCAGGCAGCGCUACUGCCGGCCUAAGGAUCUCCUGAAUCAUUAUGAUACCAAACCGAUCGUCGACCUUAUUGGGGCGAUGGAGACGCAGUCGGAGCCCUCGGAGCUUGAGCUGGACGACGUCGUGAUAACAAACCCCCACAUCGAGGCCAUUCUGGAGAAUGAGGACUGGAUCGAAGACGCUUCGGGCCUGGUCUCUCACUGCAUCGCUAUUCUCAAGAUUUGUCACACUUUGACAGAGAAGCUCGUUGCAAUGACAAUGGGCUCUGGGGCCCGAAUGAAAUCUCCCGCGAGCCUGAGUGACAUUAUUGUGGUCGCGAAGCGGAUCAGCCCCAGGGUGGAUGAUGUUGUGAGGUCGAUGUACCCGCCUCUGGAUCCCAAGCUUCUGGAUGCACGGACAACAGCCCUGCUGCUGUCUGUCAGCCACCUCGUCCUGGUGACCAGGAACGCCUGCCACUUAACCAGUGGCAUGGACUGGAUCGACCAAUCGCUGUCUGCUGCGGAGGAGCACAUGACGGUGCUGCGCGAAGCUGCUCUGGCCACCGAGCCCGAGAGAAGCAUCGCGGGGGGCGCGGAAAGCUUUCUGCAGGAGCAGUCUGCCAUCUGA
Molecule: messenger RNA, 753 nt
Organism: Emys orbicularis (European pond turtle)
Lineage: Eukaryota; Metazoa; Chordata; Testudines; Emydidae
Gene: TMEM98
Product: transmembrane protein 98
Exons: 6
Coding region: 70-753 (227 amino acids)
Cellular component (GO): endoplasmic reticulum
Source: RefSeq, a predicted model, not a curated record